UCGUGCUUGUGCUGAAAAGCGUUUCUGUUCGUCAUAAUCGAGCGACAGACGUGUUACAAAACAUCAGAAACACCUUGAACUUCAGCUCAACUUAUGAAAUUAAUGAAACUGUUUUUCUGCAUCUGUAGAUAAUGACCAGUGUCCAGAUGAGUGCCGGAGACGAGCUGCUGGAGAAGUAUCUGGACUGUUGCUCUCGAGGAGAUCUGGAGAAAGUGUCUGUGAUGAUGUCUCACUCCAGCGAGCUGAUGAAUCAGAGAGGAGAGACGGGCUGGACCGCUUUAAUGUUCGCUGCCAGGAACGGACACUUUGAGCUGGCAAAACUUCUACUGUCAAAAGGGUGUGAUACAACCACAACAAACAGGUCCGGUCAGACCGCCCGAGACGUGGCUCUGUUUUGGGGUCACAGACACAUCGCCCGUUUGUUGUCCACCAGCCGAGACCACGAUACCCGUCAGGUUCUGUCCAGCAGAGCGGUUGACGAGCCUGAAAAUUACUUCAACAGAGAGUUUCUCAACAGAACAAGUGAUAAACGAACUCAUUCAGAGUGGCUCGCUGCUAAACGCUCUUCUCCAGAGACAGUUUUUAUUCUCUUUCACAAUCUGAAUCCUCUCGUAACAUCUCGAGCUGAAGAUGGAAAUGAUGGUCGGUCCGAUAUGACACUGUGUAAACUCACAGUGAGUUCAGUGGAGCAGCUGUUGAAGAAGAGCGAGACGGUGGUGAUUUUCUUGGGGGUUGAGAAGCAGGAGAGAUGCCCCAACCCGUCUGUGUGGCAGGAGGGUGACGGGCUGGUGGCCUGGUUUGCUCUGAACACCGAAAACGAUCCCACAGAAUCCAUUAAAGCAAAAGAUCCAAACAGUUUCUUCCUUAACGGACCCAUGCCGGGACUGUUAAAGCUGAGUGAUGAUGAUGCAGGGGUCAUUGCUCAGGCCCGGUCUGUUCUUGCGUGGCACAGCAGAUACAGUUUCUGUCCGACAUGUGGAAGCAAAACUAAAGUAGAAGAGGCUGGUUACAAGAGGACCUGUUUGAGAGCAGGUUGCAGAAGUCUCCAGGGCGUUCAUAACACCUGUUAUCCCAGAGUUGAUCCUGUGGUGAUCAUGUUAGUAAUUCAUCCUGAUGGGAAUCAGUGUCUGUUGGGACGCAAGAAGAUUUUCCCUCCAGGAAUGUUUUCCUGCCUUGCUGGUUUUAUAGAACCAGGUGAGAUGAUAGAAGCAGCUGUGAGGAGAGAAGUUCUGGAGGAGAGCGGCGUUCAGGUGGGCGUGGUCCAGUACCUGUCUUGUCAGGCGUGGCCGAUGCCAUCUUGCCUGAUGAUUGGCUGCCACUGUGUCGCUGUGACAACCGACAUCAAAGUGGAUGAAAAUGAAAUCGAAGAGGCUCGCUGGUUCACACGGCAACAGGUGAUCGACGCUCUUGUUAAAGACAAACAGGCCGUUUUCAACAUGCCGCCCAGACAAGCCAUCGCUCAUUACCUGAUCAAACACUGGAUCGGCUUCAACUCGAAUCUCUAAACUGUGUUUCAAAUGAUUCAUUUGGAUUUGUACAGC
Molecule: messenger RNA, 1541 nt
Organism: Myxocyprinus asiaticus (Chinese sucker)
Lineage: Eukaryota; Metazoa; Chordata; Actinopteri; Cypriniformes; Catostomidae
Gene: nudt12
Product: nudix (nucleoside diphosphate linked moiety X)-type motif 12
Exons: 7
Coding region: 132-1505 (457 amino acids)
Biological process (GO): NAD+ catabolic process; NADP+ catabolic process
Cellular component (GO): cytosol
Molecular function (GO): NADH pyrophosphatase activity; protein binding; metal ion binding
Source: RefSeq, a predicted model, not a curated record